AUGAAGGGAAUAAUCCAGGUUAGGUUUUCAGAGAAAAUAAGACGAAAUGGUAAAGGCAGCAGACGAUGAAGAAUCAUGUUCUUUAAUCUUAAGUAUUUGUGAAAGCAAUGUUAAGUAGAGUAAUAAAUUAUUGCCAGAAUUUGAGGCGUUGAUGGGGGCAACUUUGUCGUCGUUUCAUCCCAACUACGACUCCAUGGAGCUUCCCUUUCCACCGCAAGCACAAGGAAAACACGAAUACCUGAAAUAUAAGAUACCCCUUUUCACAUUUCUUUAACCCAUCAACAGGCUUUGACAAGAAAACAAAACAUGAACAACAAUAAAUCAACACAUUAAUCAAUCCCAUAAGCAAACCCCAUUAUUGUUAUUUACACCCCCAACUUUUCUCUUCUCAUUAAAUUCAAUAAACAAGUCAUGCUCUCACAUUCACAUGUACAUGGACAUGAAAGCUUUUCCUAGUCAAAUUUAAGUAAUACCCUUUUGAUUAAAUUAUACAACUUGACUAUGAUAGAAUCAAAGACAGAGCAGCAGCCUCAGUCCUGAUAGAUCAAUUUUCCAUUAAUUCCCACUUAAACAAGAAAAAGAAAUUAAGUUUUGUAUGUUUAAAAAAAAAUUACUUUUCCUCUCUGGAACUCGGGAGCUCUCAUUCUGUUCCUUACAUCAGCAGUCACAUAGUUUGGACAAUUUGGUUGCUUCUUUGCAUAUCCUCCUUUGUGUCUAUCUCUCUAUCUCUCUUUUUUUUUUAAAAAAAAAAAAAAAAAAACACUCACUCACAUAUUUGGUUUGGGCAUUUUGUUUUUCCCUAUAGCCUAGCCUAGCCUUUCUCUUUCCUUUCAUUUGCUCCAAUGGCUACUCUUAGUGAUAUUGGGGUGUCUGCCUUAAUCAAUAUUCUCACUGCAUUUGCCUUCUUGUUGGCUUUUGCUGUGCUGAGAAUUCAACCGGUCAAUGAUAGAGUUUACCUCCCAAAAUGGUAUAUCAAUGGAGGAAGGUCAAGCCCAAGAAGUGGUGGGAACUUUGUGGCCAAGUUUGUCAACCUCGAUUUCAAGACUUAUCUUACUUUCUUGAAUUGGAUGCCUCAAGCUUUGAAGAUGAGUGAGAGCGAGCUCAUCAACCAUGCUGGCCUUGACUCUGCUAUUUUCCUCAGAAUUUACUCUCUCGGUUGUUUCCUCUCUUACGGCUUUAAGAUUUUUGUACCCAUAACUGUCGUGGCACUUCUUAUCCUUAUUCCAGUGAAUGUGUCAAGUGGAACAUUAUUUUUCUUGAGGAAAGAAUUGGUUGUGAGUGACAUUGAUAAGCUCUCAAAAUCAAAUUUAUGGUGGGACUAUUUCAGGUUUUUUGUUCAUAUAGGAUUGGAAUACUUGUUCACAAUUUGGAUUUGUUACAUGCUCUACAAGGAAUAUGAUAAUGUGGCAACAAUGAGGCCGCGUUUCUUGGCUUCACAACGUAGGCGUGCAGAACAGUUCACUGUUGUUGUGAGGAAUGUGCCACAGAUUUCGGGUCACUCCGUAUCAGAUUCCCUGGACCAAUUCUUUAAAACAAAUCACCCUGAUACUUAUCUUUGUCACCAGGCUGUUUAUAAUGCAAACAAAUUCGCUAAAUUGGUGAGGAAAAGAGAUAGGCUUCAAAAUUGGCUAGACUAUAACCAACUGAAGUUCGAAAGACAUUCUGAGAAGAGACCAACUAAAAAGACUGGAUUUCUCGGGCUAUGGGGUAAAAGAGUUGAUUCCAUUGAUUUCUACAAACAACAAAUAAAAGAAUUCGAUAAAAAUAUGGCACUAGAGCGCCAGAAAGUUCUCAAAGACACAAAAUCUAUCCUGCCAGUUGCUUUUGUAUCAUUUAAAUCGCGUUGGGGGGCUGCUGUUUGUGCACAGACACAACAAAGCAAAAAUCCCACACUGUGGUUAACAAAUUGGGCUCCAGAACCCCGUGAUAUUUAUUGGCAAAAUCUGCCUAUACCAUUCCUCUCGUUGACCAUUCGGAAACUAAUAAUAUCAUUAUCAGUAUUUGCAUUGGUAUUUUUCUACAUGAUACCUAUUACUUUUGUGCAAUCUCUUGCAAAUUUAGAGGGUCUUGAAAGAGUUGCUCCUUUCCUUAGGCCGGUUAUAGAACUGAAGUUCAUCAAAUCUUUCUUGCAAGGUUUCCUUCCUGGUCUCGCUCUUAAAAUCCUUUUGUAUAUACUGCCUACAAUUUUGAUGAUCAUGUCAAAGAUUGAGGGACAUAUAGCUUUAUCAACUCUUGAACGACGAGCAUCAGCAAAGUACUAUUAUUUUAUGUUGGUGAAUGUGUUCUUGGGGAGUAUAGUGACUGGAACAGCUUUCGAGCAAUUGCACUCUUUCCUUCACCAAUCACGAACUCAGAUUCCUAGAACCAUAGGAGUGUCAAUACCGAUGAAGGCCACUCUCUUUAUUACAUAUAUAAUGGUUGACGGAUGGGCUCGUAUAGCUGGUGAGAUUCUCCGACUGAAACCGUUGGUUAUUUUUCAUCUUAAGAACAUGUUUAUGGUUAAGUCCGAAAGGGACAGAGAACAAGCCAUGGACCCUGGCAGUGUGGACUAUCCAGAAACUCUCCCAAGUCUCCAACUGUACUUCCUUCUGGGAAUUGUGUAUGCAGUGGUUACUCCCAUCCUUCUUCCUUUUAUAUUGAACUUCUUUGCCUUUGCGUACCUGGUUUACCGUCAUCAGAUAAUUAACGUCUACAAUCAACAGUAUGAGAGUGGUGCCGCAUUCUGGCCGCAUGUUCACAGCCGCAUAAUAGCAAGCUUAGUGAUCUCUCAACUUCAAUUAUUGGGUCUUCUCAAUACAAAAGAAGCUGCUAAUUCAACUCCUCUGCUUGCUAUCUUACCCAUAUUGACAUUAUCCUUCAAACAGUACUGCAAGCACCGUUUUGAGCCUGCAUUCCGAAGAUAUCCACUCGAGGAAGCAAUGAAAAAGGACAUAAUGGAUCAAACCACAGAACCUGAUGUUAAAACCUUCUUAGCUGAUGCGUACUUGCACCCGAUUUUCCGUUCCUUUGAAGAAGAGGAAUUGGAAGAAGUGAGAGUCGAUAAAGUUCGAGUUGGUAAGAACCAAAGUUAUGGCGACAAUGCUCAAAGUCAAACUAGUGAUGAUCACAGUUCCCCUUCCCCACCUCAUCAUCCCACCACCUCUGCGCCCCAAGAUGUUUAUCACCAUGGUUCCCACCCCAAUAUGCCUAUAACUUUUCCUCCCCUACCCAUUAUGGCUAUCAUUAUGAAGCAGAGCCGGGCAAUUCAAGGGACUAAUAUAUGUAUGCUUAGAACUAAGAAGUCUUAACCAAUUUGUCACUAACCAGGCAUUGAUGUUGAAGUCCUUUUCCAUUUCUGUAAAUUAUUUUUAGCUACUAUUCAUAUCACCUUGUCAAUCAAGGCAUUUUUCAGUAAAUUAUGGUUUGAUGUUCCACCAUGCUAAGUAAUUGUUGGGGGGAUCUUGGGUUAAUAUUCUAUUUAGUAUUUGAGUUUGGCUUCAA
Gossypium arboreum is the source of this 3480-nucleotide messenger RNA. Its product is annotated as CSC1-like protein At1g32090. Gene Ontology annotation, molecular function: calcium-activated cation channel activity. The record is from RefSeq and is a predicted model, not a curated record. Lineage: Eukaryota; Viridiplantae; Streptophyta; Magnoliopsida; Malvales; Malvaceae. Gene Ontology annotation, cellular component: plasma membrane.